Messenger RNA from Mauremys reevesii (Reeves's turtle), 1305 nucleotides. RefSeq names its product intraflagellar transport 20 (gene IFT20). The transcript has 4 exons. Gene Ontology annotation, biological process: protein localization to cilium; intraciliary transport; centrosome localization. Bases 541 to 765 code for a protein of 74 amino acids. Gene Ontology annotation, cellular component: intraciliary transport particle B; cilium; Golgi apparatus. NCBI's taxonomy places the organism in Eukaryota, Metazoa, Chordata, Testudines, Geoemydidae. The record is from RefSeq and is a predicted model, not a curated record.
AGGGUGGCCUUGACCCCCCCCCCAGCCAGCCCCAGAAGCAGCCCCGGAUGGGUGGGGAAACUGAGGCAGGGCGCAAGGGACUUGGCAGCUGUCAGGCAGCCGGUCAUUGGCGGAGCCGGGGCUAGAAGCCAGGAGUCCUGGUGCCAGGCCACUUCCCCCCUCCCCCGCCGUCCUGCUCGCUGGGGGGAGCAGGGUGGGAGUCAGCCCCCCCCCCCCGGCUGCAUCUACCCCCAGGCUUUUCUGCAAUUCUCCCACUGCUGCUCUUCAACGUGGGCUGGGACGGGGCAGCCCCCCACCGGCCAUCUCAGCCCCGUGCAAUGGGGUGGACACACCCUCACGGGGUUGACAUCAGUGCUACCGAGGCUGGGGGCAUUGCAGAAAGUCAUUGGUGGAGGGAAGGGCCCAGAGCUGCCUCUGAUGUUUUCUUCAAGAUUCCCAACCCUGCGUGGAAAGUCUAACGUUGGGGCAGCAGGUCUGCCCACGAAGGAAGCCCAGAGUGCAACCAGCUUAUUCUAUGUUGUAUCCUGAAGCGAGGCAGAGAUGGCCAAAGGCAUUCUAGGAGAGGCCAGUCUUCACUUUGAUGAGCUGAAUAAACUACGAAUUUUGGACCCUGAGGUUGCACAGCAAACAAUUGAACUCAAAGAAGAAUGCAAAGCUUUCGUGGACAAAAUUGCCGAGUUUCAGAAAAUAGUGGGCAGCUUAAUAGAACUUGUUGAUCAACUAGCAAAAGCAGCUGAAAAUGAGAAGAUGAAGUUCAUUCGAUAGGGCCAAAAUUGAGUGCAUGGGACAUUAUGCGUCAGCUCUUGAUGUGUUGCAGUGGGCAGUGCCAUCACCGAAUGCACCUGGCAGAAGGAAGCGGCUGAUUAGAAAACAAAGAGCUUUUAUUUAUACACCUCUUGCUAGCUACUUUGUGAAUGUUCUUGUUGAUGCACAUGUAGAAAUACAUGCCACUAAGAUCUGUGUUUUAUAGGUCAGUCUAGAAACAAGCUUGGACAUUUAGUGUGUUUCAAAAAACUCCCACAAACUUGUAUUGGAAAAAGUUCUGAACUAAUGGUCAGUUCUGAGUUUACUUGUCCCUUCCUUGCCCCAAUCAUCCAGUGGGCAAGUAAUAGUUCUAGGCCUGGCUUUGCCUUUGGUCUUGCGCAGGUUACUAACCUGAGUCAGUCAGAGCAGUGAAUAUUUGAAGGGAAACGCUACAAAGAUGGUAUCUUCCUUGAAGUCUAAUGAUUAAAGCCACUUGGAAAGUUGACUGGUUUGAAAUGACAGUAGUAAGCAAUGAUACAGCUCUAUUACUAAAACCCCGUC